AUGGAAAAGUACCUGAUGAAAAUGAAUUAUCUCAGACCGGAUAAACAGCAACUGGGCACCCGUCGGCCCACGGGGGUCACCCGCUGCGAGGGCGCGCUGGUGCCGGCAGCAACAGACUCGUGUGGUGCGUGUGACCCCUCGAGUGGGGAGCUUUGUAGCGCUCUGGAGCGCGACCACGCGGAGCUACAAACGGCCAUGGACGCUGUAGAGCAAAGGACACGAGAGCUGAGGAAAGAGGGAGAACUUCUUCAUAAAAACCUUGAGCAACAACUGUCUUUAAACAGAGACGAGGAGAGAUCCUUUCAGGUGGGGAUUUUAUUAGCAAAGGAGGAGAACAACAGCCUGAGGCAGGAGAAGCAGGUGCUGAAAAAGAAACUGGAAGAAGUGAGGAAGAGGGUCGUCUGGGAGGAUCCGGUGACGAUGCUGCCUGCUUUGCCGGAGAAGAAAAUGGUGUUUAAGGGACUUGUGACAAACAAGGAGGACAUGAACAAACUGAUGCUCACCCCACUGAUCCGCUACCCUCUGCUGGGGGGCUCAGCUCUCAUCACCUUUGAGAAGGCAGAGGUGGCCCAGAGGAUCAUAGAGCUGAAGGAGCACAUGGUGGAGCUGAGCUGCGGGGAGGAGCUGGAGGAGCUUGACCGGUGCAGAGUGCGUGUGCAGGCAGCGCCAGUGGAUGUACUGCUGCCGUCUGCCCUGGAGAUCGGCCUGACUCGGAGCAGCAGGAGUAUCCUCGUGUCUGACCUGCCCAGCCUGGGCAUCCCCGAUGAGGCGCUGCUGGACAAGCUGGAGCUCUUCUUCAGCAAGACGAAGAAUGGGGGCGGCGAGGUGGAGAGCAGGGAGUUCCUGGAUGACUCUGGCCAAGUGGUGCUGACCUUCGCGCAGGAUGGAGUGGCAGAGCCGCUGAUUGCAAGAGGACACAUCCAGGUGCUUAUUGGGAAAGGAAGAUAUGAGCUCAAAAUAUCACCGUGCAUGAGCGGGGACAUCACCAACCUGCAGAUCUUCAUACGUGCGUGCGUGAUAGUUGACUAUGGUAAUCUUCCUGCUGGCAAAACCCUCCUGAGGAACUUGCAUAAAAGCUACAGCAAUGUGCAGUUCAACUUCGACUCCAAGAACACACACUGCAUAGUCAAGGGACCGUUCACUGAGCUGCAGGCCUUCAGCAGAGACCUGCUGAGCAGCCUGAACCUCAAGAGUGAAGACGUUGGAGAGAUCCUCUUGCCGGGUUCCAGCCAUGGGGCUGAAGAGACCAGAAUGCGUGAUCACCAGCAAAUGCCUGACUCCACUGAGUCAGCACAAGGGACAGCAAAGCUGCCGAGUUGGCACCAGGAGUGUGACAAAGCGGCUAAAGUCCCAUCACCUCGGGGCCCAGUGGACGGGGAAGCUGUGGAACAGCUGGAGGACUUUUCCCUAGUGAUGGACUCAGACAUUUACCUGUACAUGCAGAGGUUCUGUGCUGCCAAGUACCAAGGUGUGCUACGCCAGCAUGGUGUGGACGUGGUGGAUGUGAGCAGUGAUGGCAUUGCCAUACUGUACCUCCAACCAUCUGCAGGUAUGUCUGGGGACAUGGACGCCUUGCGACAGGCCCGCCUGGCCCUGCAGCAGCUCUACCAGCAGCUGGAGGUGAGCUUGCGCAAGGAGAAGAUCACCAAGAGAGGACUGGAUAUGGACAGCCAGGCACUCAGGGGUCUGACACGUGAGAUGCAGAAACUGUAUCCCCAGUUGCUCUGCCAUGAGGAUGAGAAGCAGCUUUAUCUUAUUGGAAACCUCAUUGAUGUGUCCCAGGCAAAGCAGUACCUUCAGGAUUUCAGCACCAGAAGAGGUGCCGCACGCACGGUUGAUGUGCUCAGCAGCUCCCCGCCCUCACACCCAGCAACCUCCCACGCCACAGAGGCUGCGCUGCACAAGCCCAAAGCACCUGUGGACACUUCAGCCUCAAGGCUCAGCCCAGGCAGGUCGGAGCUGAAAGCCCUUAAACCCUCUGAGUCCAGGCCUCUGCUGCGACGUUCCAACAGCUUCUCCCUGCCAAGGUCCCAGGAAAGCGACAAGCGCCGAGGCUCCGGCAGUGGGGGCGGUGGGGUGAGCGAAGAAAUGAGCCUGGACUCUCUGCAGUGGUCUUACCUGAAAGACGUUUGCCGCUCUGCUAUUGAUGAGCUGUGCAGGGACGGAGGUGUGCAGAUCUCAGAGCAUCGUGAUGGGGACUGCACCGUGCUGACGCUACAAGCGGCAGACCGGAGCAAGCUUUUCCAGGCUAAAUGGAAGGUGGAAGCUCUUGUGCAGAAGUGUCCUGACCUGGUGUGUCAGAGUAUGAGCUACUCGGAGCUCGCUGUAGAUGGUCCAGAUGACAGUGCCCUGGGCGAACUGUGCAGCCUCCUGCGAGGAACCGCCCUCGGGGUUGGACUCAGCAAAGACAAGUACAAGCUGUACCUCGCCUGCCCCAAGGAGAUGCUGCCAGGAGUGACUGAGGCCUUCCACGUGUUUUCUUCUAGGAGGAUCCGUGCCCUGAAGUCUUCAUCCUUGUCUCCAGGACCGGAGAGCACAGGGCACUCCAGUGUCCGCCGAGCGAGCAGAGGCCAGGACGCGGUGCUGGGUGCAGCCCUUCCCGGCAGCCUGGUGUCCCUGCAGAUGGACCUGCAGCACCUGGACGUUAGCGACAAAGCAGAGGGGCUCAGGGCUUUCCGGCUGCCGGAGGCGGAGGAAAAGAGGUCCCCCAGUCCUUGGAGGUUCCAGCAGGCGCUGGGGCAGGAGGAGGGCAGUGACCACGUUGAUUCUGGGGCUGUGCAAGGAGGAGGCAGCCCCCUGAGCCCCAGUGUGGCGGAUAAGCCAAGUCCUGCUGGUCUGAGGGAGUCCCAGGAACGGCCGAAGACAAAGCUGCCAGUGGGGGAUCCUGACAUUGCGCGGCUAAAGCAGGUUCUGCCGGACAGAUUCCAGUUUGCCAGAGACAAGAGCGGAGGAGGCCACAACGAGGCGAUGGGACAGCCGCGCUCACCGGUUCCUGCAGCGGACGGUGCUCCUCGCUCCCUGCCCACACGGCUGUACGGGGCUGCGGCUGGACAGUUGCCUGCAGCGAAGCCCGGGGGCCGGGAAAGGGCCCCGGUCCCGAUGGGCAGGAGCACCGCGCAGGAGGCGCCUGAGCCCUCGUCGCGGCAGAUGAGCGGCUCCCACCCCGGGACGUGUUUCGCAGCGGACAGUACGCAGCCCGCGUGCUGCAGCUCCCCCUCAGUUGCCCCGUGCCGCAAGAUCUCGGGGAUGUUCAAGAUCUCCUGCCUGUCUCAGAGUCUGCCGGGCUACUAUCGAGACCUAACGCUCCAGGUUUCCUACACCAUCCCCGAUGGUGUGCAGGGGGUUGGCGACCCCCACCCAGGACAGCCCUACAAAGGGGGGAAUUUCUGUGCCUUCCUGCCUGACAACAAGGAAGGGCAGAAGACAGCAAUGCUGCUGAAGAAGGCAUUUGAGCAAGGGCUGACGUUCCAGAUCAAGAACGGCUUUCCAGACGCGCACUAUCUCCGCGAGGUUUGUGCAGUACUGAAGAAACUGGGCAUCGCCUGA
Molecule: messenger RNA, 3546 nt
Organism: Charadrius vociferus (killdeer)
Lineage: Eukaryota; Metazoa; Chordata; Aves; Charadriiformes; Charadriidae
Gene: IFI35
Product: interferon-induced protein 35
Exons: 13
Coding region: 1-3546 (1181 amino acids)
Cellular component (GO): nucleus
Source: RefSeq, a predicted model, not a curated record